Calliphora vicina (urban bluebottle blowfly) is the source of this 1914-nucleotide messenger RNA. RefSeq lists its product as uncharacterized. The coding region runs from base 485 to 1321 and encodes 278 amino acids. The record is from RefSeq and is a predicted model, not a curated record. The transcript is spliced from 4 exons. Lineage: Eukaryota; Metazoa; Arthropoda; Insecta; Diptera; Calliphoridae.
AGAUUUUUUAGCUUUUAACAUGAACGUAUGAGCAAACAUUUGUUAUUUAGAGAUUUCAGUUUGAUUCUUGAUGUUGGAUAGAUCGGUUCUAGAUACGGUUGUUGUUUGAAACAAACACUUACAAAAAACCAACGAACGAAAUUAUUUGAUUUAUAUUUUUUUUCUUAGUUUUGUUUAAUGUUAAAAGCAAAGAACAACUUAAAUCAAAAUUCCAUAAAGAAUUUAAGUGUUGUUGUUUAAUACAAAGUUAAAACAAAAUAUUUAAAACGAAUCUUGAACAAAAAUCCCUUCUAAAUAAACAAAAAAAGGAUACGAUAGUUUUCCAAAUCAAAAGCAACUGAAAUUAACACAAACCAAUUUAUUUAUUUUAAUUGAACAAAAAAAAAAACAAACAAAUCAAUAACAAAAAACCCAAUUGUGAUAUUUAAACUUUUAUUUAUUUAUAAAUUUAACAACAACCUCAAAAAAACAAACAAACCACAAAAUGAAUGAUUACUGGCAUAUACCCAGAGCUUCACUCUCACCAUCCUCCGCAUCAUCGGCUGUAUCGUCAGCAUCAUCGACACAGCGCAGCAAUCGCUCGCAAAAUAAACAAAAACUAACGCCCACACACUAUAGACAGCAGCAGCAGCUGCCUAGUGGUGUGGCGGUUAUAGCAGGAGUUGGAGGAAGACGUGAUAGUGAAAUGAGCGCCAACACUAGUGCAGCGGUAACAGCAGCUGCAGCCGCCGCUGUAUUGGCAGCCGCCAAAAGAGGUUCCAGAUCAUCUCAAGGUAGCAAUGACAGCAAUAAUAGUACAAGGAGUGCCGCUUCUGGUUCUUUGCUUUUGACAGCAGCGAAUUUAGAACGCAUGGCUGAGAUCCAUAAAAAACAACAACAACAGCAGCAGCAGCUAAAUCAGCGCACAGCAGCAGUCUCAUCAACCUACAAUGCAAAUUUGGUUCAAGUCUCUAGAGAUUAUCAAUUGGCAGUCAUGCCACAGACAACAGAUGCUAGAGGAAAAAUUAAUCAUCAACAGCAGCAACAACAACUGCAUCAAAAUCAACAUCAAGAUCAGACCCAAACUGAUGCUGUCAUUAAUAUUGAUCCUAAUUUGAAUUUUAUUAGAACCAAAGAUUUGGACACGGUGUCCAUAGCCAGCUCAAUGCAUUUUACUAUGGUCAAUGGUGAGGCCGGAAAUAAGAAAACCAAAAAAGGUUUAUGCGAUCGUGGCAGACAAGUGACUGUUCUGAUCAUGACAAUGAGUACAAUAUUUUUAUUGCUCAUUAUUGGUAUGGUGUAUGCACUAGAAAUGCGUGCUCGUGAAAUGCCUCAAAGUUAACAACACUUUUUAAUUAAAAUAACAAAAAAAAACUUUUGAAUCUCUUUCCCGCGUAAAAAAAACAAAUUAAUCAAGAGAAAAGCUAAACUCAAUCCAAUUAAGAGCAAGUCAAUUACCCAAAAGAGAGAGAGAGAAAACAAGAGAAAAUCAUAAAAAUAGUAUUUAAAUUGGAGAGUUCAUUUUACAGUCAUUGUAAAAAAUUAACGUAUACACCAUUAUUAAUUUUAUUUAAAAACAUUUUUAAAAAAAAGCUUUUUUAAGCUUAAAAGAGAAAAAAUCUUAAAAAAGAAAGCAAUUGUUAAUUAAUGAAAAAAUUUUAGUUUGUAAGAUUAUUUAUUUUAUUUUAUACGAAAAAAACAUGCAAGAAAAACACAUUCUAUGUCAUCAAAAAAGUAAUCACAUUAAAACAACAACAAAAUAUGCCGUGUUUUAUCAUGAAAAAAACACUUAAUUAAUUUAAUUUAUAUAGUUUAAUUUACUUUUUUUAACAAUUAAACAACAUUCAAAACAAAAAAGGAAAAACACUUAAAAAGAAUUCAACAAAAAAGUUUAAUUAUUUUUUAAAUUCAUUAAAAAAUAAAUUUUAAACCAAA